AGAUCUCAUGUCACUAAUGAAAUUACCGCCAGAGAGUGACAUGAUAAUCUUAUAUACAUCUCAUUAUUGAAGAAUACGUGCUAAAGGGCGCAGAGCUAUCAGAAGCAUGGUGCUGUAGGGCAUUCUGAAUAAGUUUAUCUUUUGUAUAUUAUCCUCUUUAUCUUUGGGUAAUGCAUCAUCUCUUUCAUAUUUACUGAAAGACUGGCCUAUAUUUCCAAUGCCGCCCUUUCCAUUGACUGCCACCAUUAAAGCACUGUGUGAUGUACGACAUUUCUUUAGUAAGGGAAGGGUGUAUACUGUCCCUCAGUGGCUCUUUCCUUACUACCGGAAUGGAUAAAUGUCUCGACUUACGAUGAUUCUCAAGUGAGGACAGUCUUUCUCUUCAAUUGUAUCAGCCUACCCGACAUUCUUUCUGGUAUACGUCCUCUCUUCUAGCGAUACCUGGCCGAUCAUGGCAGCCAACAAUGUCCAAGAGCCGGCUCUUCCUCCCAACAAUCCCAUCACAAUCAGCACCGGCCAAAUUCUCUCUCUUCUGGGAGCUCUCAUAGCCCUCAAAUUUUUCCAGGCAGUGACAUACAUCUUCCGUCUCGACAAAAGUCGGAAACGGCUGCUGAGAAGCCCAGUCGCCCGAGCGAUUGUGCGCAAAGAGCAACUUAUCAUCGAUAUUUUCUUGUCCAUCAUGCCCGAAGGAGUCUUCCGUUCGCCUGCAAGCUCAGCCACCAUAGAACUGACGCCUUUAUCAUCCAUGGAUGUCAACCGCAAUGUCCCUGAAGACGAUGACCGGACCUCGUCUGACGUCCAGAGCCCUCUUAUUCACACCGCACCCGGUAUGCCAACUGCCCUCCGUCUCUGGCAAUGUGGAUCGGGUUGCGGCGGCUUGAAACUUUUCACAAUGAACCCCCAAAACCCAGGAUUACCACUCCCAACAAGCAAAGGCAAUACAGUGCGGCUAUAUCGUGCCAGCGAUGGGGUAGAAGGAAAAAGUAUAGGUGUCAUUCAUACUUGGUCCCCUAGUGCAAACCAGGAGAGUAUACUUGCUUUGAAUCAGGGAUCCGCUGCGUCCAGAGUUGAGAGACAGCAAUUUAGUCCCAUCGUUCGGCCGUGGUCCGUUGACUCGGCUGCGUUGCCUUUGACGAACGACUCGCAUGCGAUCUUAGAGAUGGAGGAGGGCGCGAAGACAUCUCGGUCGGCGGAGAGUUUUCCAGGGAAGUUUCCUAUCAGCGAGGGAUCGGAUGCCCAAAAUUUGUCUACGAUGCCGCAGUGUAUGAGAGGUCGAGGUGUGACUUCUGUGAGGCCAUUUUCGGACCUAUGAUUUUAGUGUAUUCGCAGUAAAGAUGUGGUUAUCCGAUUAAUGUGUUUAUAUUAUUAACCCGUAGACUGGGCUACUGAAUAUGGGUAGCAUGCAUUGUUU
This is a messenger RNA of Aspergillus alliaceus, 1411 nucleotides long. RefSeq lists its product as uncharacterized. The transcript has a single exon. Bases 452 to 1312 code for a protein of 286 amino acids. The record is from RefSeq and is a predicted model, not a curated record. NCBI's taxonomy places the organism in Eukaryota, Fungi, Ascomycota, Eurotiomycetes, Eurotiales, Aspergillaceae.